Fonsecaea multimorphosa CBS 102226 is the source of this 2181-nucleotide messenger RNA. RefSeq lists its product as uncharacterized. Gene Ontology annotation, cellular component: nucleus. The transcript has 3 exons. The record is from RefSeq and is a predicted model, not a curated record. Gene Ontology annotation, molecular function: protein binding. Lineage: Eukaryota; Fungi; Ascomycota; Eurotiomycetes; Chaetothyriales; Herpotrichiellaceae. The coding region runs from base 1 to 2181 and encodes 726 amino acids.
AUGCCAUUCCACAUCCCGCACCACCAGCACCACCUCUCCGACCCUCAGUUCACUCACGACAACUACUACGGCGCCGUCAAUGCCAUUUACUCUGCUGGCCAGACUGUGACCUCUGUCGGUGCCCCAAACCCUCACCCUCACCCUCACCCUCAUCCUCAGUACUUGGACAACAACCACCCCCCCAAUCCGCCCACCACGGCGCCCGAAUCCAGAUCCUACCUCCCUCAGUCCCUCCCUCAGUCCCAGCCAAACACCAAUGGCAACGGUACCGUGAUCCCGUACCGUCCUGGCCCUCCUCCCUCCGCCUAUACGAGUGUGCAAGAGGCCCAGCCUGGCCAAUAUCAGCCAGGUCUGAGGCGGUCUCUGACCAUCGGUCGCCAACAGGCCGACGAGUUGCAUUUGAACCAGCAGGGAACGGCCAUGAGCGACGUCCACCACUAUGGUGCACCGCCAGCAUACACAGGGGAAGGACUGUCCAUCAAGAUCGAGCCCUCUACACCUCAGCAUCCUAGCACCGUCGCCAGUCAGCCUGUCCCAGGCACACUGCAACCGGGCCUUGCGAGCAGACCUGCGACUCUAGCGGCCAGCAACACCGCUCCAACUCUACCUACUUUACCUCAGAUAUCCACUCAGAUCCAACAGCAGCAGCAACAACAGCAGCAGCCUCCUCUUUCCGCGAGACCAACAACGCUGAAUCACACUCACUCCUACUCUCGGUCCAGCCCCGGCGCCAUGGACCAACCCAAAUACAAACCCUUUACAGAUACUCCUGAUCAGAGCAAAUAUCCAUCCGCCCCAAACUCAUACGUCCCGCAGACUCCUCAAGGACCACCCUCAUAUUCUCCUCUCGGUCUGGCAGACAUCAGACCGAGGACAGACCCGACUUUCACGGAUAUACCCUUCAGUCCGGGGGUGGCGCAGGAGAACGAGAUUGUACAGUAUCCCCAAAAUAGCAAUUAUAUCGCGCCUUGGCCUAUCUACGCGGUCGAUUGGUGUAAGUGGCCUCCGCGGUCCAGCAACGGUUCGGCGGGCAAAGUGGCCCUUGGCAGCUAUCUGGAAGACAAUCACAAUUAUAUUCAAAUAUUGGACACUCAAAGAUCGCAAAUAGAUCCCGACAACCCCCACGGCGAGCGAGGGUUGGAGUUCAUCAAAACCGCAGAAGCUACCCAUGCAUAUCCCGUGACCAGGAUAUUAUGGGAACCACCUUCAUCGAAUAAGCAGACAACAGAUCUAUUAGCAACGUCCGGCGACCACCUUCGAUUGUGGUCUCUGCCGAACGACCAACAUUCGUAUGCAUCGAACUCGGUCACACGGUCAGCAACCAACAAAACUCCUCCGUUACAAAAGCUGUCACCACUUGCCUUGCUAUCUAAUUCGAAAUCGCCCGAGCACACUGCCCCCAUCACGUCGCUAGAUUGGAAUGUGGUCCAGCCAUCGUUGAUUAUCACAUCGUCGAUCGACACUACCUGUACCAUCUGGGACAUCCCUACGCUUACAGCCAAGACGCAGCUCAUCGCGCACGACAAGGAAGUCUACGAUGUGCGGUUUUGUGCCAACAGCGUGGACGUGUUUGUCUCGUGUGGCGCGGAUGGAAGUGUCAGGAUGUUCGAUCUCAGAAGUCUCGAACACAGCACGAUCAUAUAUGAGCCGUCAGAGAAGCAGCAGCAAGAGAAGAACUCACAACUGACCGAUCUCUCCACCUCACCAACACGAGCCUCUGGUUCGGGCGGCUUAUCAACACUCUCUUUCCCACCUCCCUUACUCCGCAUCGCGGCUUCUCCCCACGAUGCUCACUUGCUCGCCACAUUUAGCCAAGACUCGAAUAUCAUUCGUGUUUUGGACGUUCGACAGCCCGGCCAGGCCUUACUUGAAUUGAAAGGGCACGCCGCCGCCGUCAACUGCAUCGAUUGGAGCAAUUCGCAACGCGGCGUACUGGCCUCUGGUGCAGAUGAUUGUUGUGUGUUGCUUUGGGAUUUGAUGGGCUCGAGUGCGUCAACCGGACAGAAUAAUGCACCAGGUGGCGUGACGAACAACAGUGGCGGAGGACAGGGACAGGGACAAGAAAGAGGCCCAUCGGCGGUGUGGGAGUCCAAGUUUGAAGUGGGCAAUUUGAGCUGGGCUCCCACGGCGGGAACUCUAGGGGUGUGUGGUGGACGAGGAUUUUGGGGUGUGCAGUUAUGA